AUGGCAUCUUUGACUGACAGUAAUUCAUUUGAUUUUAAAUAUGUACAAUCUUAUCUUAUCAAAAAUCAUCUGCUUGGUCAUAUGAAAAUAAAUUAUCAUGAUAUACAUCAUACAUAUUUAUGUCUUACAAAAGAUAAACAAACAAUUAAUAAUGAUCAAUUGUACUCUGUAACCGAUCUAUUGUCCAAUAAUUUACACCAAUAUCAAAUUGAAGAUGAUCAUUGGAAUUAUUUGAAUGAUGUAAUGCUUGAUAAAAUGUAUGAUGGUCUUCAUGUUUUAAAACGUGUAGCAUUAGUAUUAAAAGAUGAAUUAAAAGAGCACACUAAUAUUGAAAUUAAUUUUUCAUCAAUGUAUUUAUAUACAUUUAUUUCACAAUAUUUUCAUCAACAAAAAACAUCAUUAUUAGAUACAUUAAAUAAAUGUGAAAUACAAGAUUUUCCACUCUGUUAUUUAGAUCAAGUACGUCAUAUAUUAGAAAAUCGAAUUAGUGGAUAUGAACAUUUAUUUACAGAUAUAUCAGAAUUGUUACGUGUACCAAUUUCAAAUGAAUUAAAAGAAACUUUAGAACAGAAUUUUCAACUAUUUGUUAGUAAUUUGAACUCAAUAGAUGAUACAAAACAAAAGAUGGAAAUAAUAACAGGUUUACUUGAUGAUUUGACACAAAUAGAAAAUUAUUUAUUAAGACAAUCAUCAUUAUCACUAUUGGCUAUUUGUAAUAUAAUGAAUAGUGAUAAUCCACUCGAUGAUCGAAAUAAAUCUAAAAUAUGGUGUGAAAGUUUUAUGGAUAAUGAUAGUAAAAGUCGUUUCGCAAAAUUAUUAUAUCCAAUUGAUGAUGUUAAUUGUAAGGAUUGUGAUGAUGAUGAAAAAUCAUUAAUUAAUCUUUUUGAUUCAAAUGAAAUAUCAACACCAUAUAUGACUUAUCCGAUAACAACAAAUAAUACAACAAAUGAUAAUUUUCUGAUGAUAAAUAUACCAGAUGACGAAACAAAUGAAAAUACAAUUUUAUUAGAUAAACCUAAACGAAUAUUAUUUGAUGGCAAACUGAAUACAUCAACCACGAUAAAUAAUUUGACGCCAUUGGUUGAGAUACGUUUCAAAACGGUUGAUAAAUCAGCAAUAUCAUCGAAUAAACUUUUCAAUCUUUUAAAACAAGUUAUCAUGCCAAAAAUAGAUACAAACUUGUAUAAAGCUAAUAAAUAUUAUGUACUUUUGCCUAAUGGUGAACAAUCUUGUUUUAUUUGUAAAUUGAAUAAGUUUAGUGAAAAAAUUCGACAAUUACUUUUAAAAUAUAAUCUCUCACAACAUUGUUUAGUCGAUUCUGAUGGUAUUGUUAUUGAUCAUUUAGUAGAACAACAUGCAAACGUAACUAUUUCAUCAAAUUGUGAAAUUAUUGAAAAGUCGUGCUUAUUAGAUGUUUAUAUCCAUUUUUCAACAAGUAAUAACGUCUCAAAAUAUUCUGUUAAAAGGACAAUCAAUAUUGAAGUUAUUCUAUUGAGAGUUAUUGUCAAUCAUCCGGAAGAGACUGAUAUAUCAAACACUUGUAUCACUAAUGAAUACGGUUUAUGUAUCGAUAGUGGAGAGAUUGAAAUGUAUUUGUCUAAACACAUUGACAAUACAGUAAAAGUUUAUAUCAAUAAUUUGCCAACUAUUUUUUAUCAACUAGAAUUUAUUAUACCACCUCCUAUUCCAGAAAAAACUUCAAUUUUGUUCCUUCUUCCGACAAGUAAAUGGCAACAAUCACAUGAGUAUUUGAAAAUGACUAUGGGAAUCAUGAAUUUUCGAUUUUUGAAAGAAAUGUCAAUUAUUAAUAAUGAUGACACAAUUCUAUCAGUAUUAUCUGAUCAUCACACUGCUACAAUUUAUGUAUUAAUAUCAGCCGACAUUGUUGAAAGUACUUGGACGGAUAUUAUGGAUUUAUACACCCCAGAUGAUGUUAAUGCUACUGAAUUCAAUGAUUAUUUAGCUCAAACCCAUGUAGACAUUAGUUUAUAUGGGAUUAAUAUAUGGAAUGUGCAUGAUGCAAUAAUUAAUGAUUUACCAAGGACAAAUAAUCACGUUGAGGGGUACAAUAGUCGUUUGGAAAGUAACUUUCCAAAACACCCACAUAUUUAUCAUUUUAUUGAAUUAAAUAAAUUUAAAAGCUGA
Messenger RNA from Didymodactylos carnosus, 2145 nucleotides. The record is from the annotation of a GenBank genome assembly. NCBI's taxonomy places the organism in Eukaryota, Metazoa, Rotifera, Eurotatoria, Philodinida, Philodinidae.